Molecule: messenger RNA, 1201 nt
Organism: Astyanax mexicanus (Mexican tetra)
Lineage: Eukaryota; Metazoa; Chordata; Actinopteri; Characiformes; Acestrorhamphidae
Gene: fbxo2
Product: F-box protein 2
Exons: 7
Coding region: 155-685 (176 amino acids)
Biological process (GO): SCF-dependent proteasomal ubiquitin-dependent protein catabolic process; glycoprotein catabolic process
Cellular component (GO): cytoplasm; SCF ubiquitin ligase complex
Molecular function (GO): ubiquitin protein ligase activity
Source: RefSeq, a predicted model, not a curated record
CACCCACACACACACACACACACACACACAUAUAUACAAGGGCUAGAAGAGCAACUCAGCUGUGCUCAGUCUCUGCUUUCCUUUCGGAUAUCAGCAUUGUGUUCAUCUAAACAGGCCCAGGAUUCCCACUGAGAAAAUCUGUCUGUUUUCUAAAAUGGCAAGAAAUCUUCUCAAAAAUCCAAAUGGAGAGGAGAAUAUGGAAUACUGGGAAUUAACGGAGAACGGGGGUGACGAGUGGCGUGUGGAGGAAAUGCCUGGGGACUGUGGACAUGCCUUUACUGAUGACGCCACAACCAAAUACUUCACCACCUCUUUUGAGCUGUGCCUUAAGAAGCAGCUGAUUGACUUGUUGGCAGAAGGCUACAGCAGUGAGGAGCUGGACAAUCAGCCAGCUGUCCAUGUGGAGGACUGGUACUGUGGCCGUACAGACUGCGGGUGUGUUUACCAGCUAACAGUGUGUCUGCUUGACGAGAAUAAGGAGGUGAUACAGGAGUUCACACCGGAGAGUGUGACCCUUGACCCUGACACUGACGACUGUUCUUGGAAACAGAUCACCCACACGUUUUCUGAAUACGGCCCGGGCGUGCGCUUCAUCUCUUUCGAGCAUGGUGGUCAGGACACCAAGUACUGGCAAGGCUGGUUUGGAGUGAGAGUAACUGGCAGCUCUGUUACUAUAGACCUUUAAGAGGAGCAGAGACAGACAGAGAGACUACCUUAUGUAGCUUAAGCCUUGAAUAGCUGCGUUAUAUAUCUAUAUUUUUGUUUGUUUAGCUAAAGUAACACAUAUUUUUUUAUUAAUCUGUACUAACAAUAAACCAAGUAUCUCUCGAACACUUAGCCAGCUAGUUUAACCAAUUUUAGCAAUAUUAAUGAACCCUGAAGUAAACCCUUAUUUAAAAUGACCUCAUCAUGCUUGCUCCUGCUCUUUCAAACACCCACACAGAAACCUUAUUGGUCAACCAAGCAACUCUCUCACUGUCUCUCACUUUUCUUUUGGUGAGCGCUCUCUCUAUUACAUGCUUGAUCAAAAAAAAAAGAUAAUUUGCGGGUAUCAGGAAGCCUCUAAUAACAUGUGGGAGACUCCUUGAACUUCUGUGAUAAGAGGGACCUCUGCACUUAGUCUGAGUCUGACAUGGAAAAUGAAUAAUAUGCAGUAGCUUACAGAGCAAAAUGCACUAAUAAAAAAGGUGCUGCCAGUGAA